AUGAAUGGGUUUGCCUAUCUGAGUCAUCAGCAUGCCUCUGUCAGUUCGCACAAUCCCGGACUAUCUAGUAUUCCAAGGCUUUGUUCCGAAGUAGCUGAGUUAUUCCUCUACCGUGACAGUGAACAACAAGAGGACGCUCCGACAAACUACCAACUCUCCGUGGAAAAGGAUGAAGUAACGGAAGCCAUUGUGCAAACGAGUCGACUUACUGGCAGUAGGAUACCCAAGCUGUGGUAA
Opisthorchis viverrini is the source of this 237-nucleotide messenger RNA. RefSeq lists its product as hypothetical. The transcript has a single exon. Lineage: Eukaryota; Metazoa; Platyhelminthes; Trematoda; Opisthorchiida; Opisthorchiidae. The record is from RefSeq and is a predicted model, not a curated record. Bases 1 to 237 code for a protein of 78 amino acids.